Messenger RNA from Emericellopsis atlantica, 1947 nucleotides. Its product is annotated as cytochrome P450. Gene Ontology annotation, molecular function: monooxygenase activity; iron ion binding; heme binding. Bases 343 to 1884 code for a protein of 513 amino acids. NCBI's taxonomy places the organism in Eukaryota, Fungi, Ascomycota, Sordariomycetes, Hypocreales, Bionectriaceae. The transcript has 6 exons. The record is from RefSeq and is a predicted model, not a curated record.
CCGGCGCGGAACUACUACCCCAUUUCUUUCAUCGGGGUGGACACUGCCGGAGGAUGUUAUGCACGAUCUGCACAAUUAUGAUCGUCGAAAGAGGCUAUCUUCCCGGUUGUACGCUGCCACUAUGCCAUAUAGCGACAACAUGGAUCCACAAUCGUCAUCUGGAUGUCUUAAAGCCGAAUACGACGAUUCGACAAAAUCCGAAUAAAGUCUAGGGAAGGUAAUGCUCGUCGGGAAGAGGGGACGGGAAGAGGCGAUCCUACAUAAGGGGUCCUCCCCACCUAACGACGGUGGUAAUAGAGGGCUUUAGCCAUUACAUGUAGCUUCUCCAGCAAAUCCAACACGAUGGCUUCACAGGAAGUAUACAAUAGACUGCACCAUGAGCUUGAGGAAAGAUGGCCAGUCGUUGCCAUCACGGCCCUGACGCUCCUGGCGGCUCUUGUUCUCCCUGGGCUGAUGAAGACGAAUCAUCUCAAGGCGAUCCCACUGGUCGGAGGCGGCCAGUUCUCUUUCCUUAAGGGCGGAUGGGACGUCUAUGCCCAAGGCUACAACAAGUUCAAGAAAAGCACAUUCCGCAUCAAGAGCGCGAGGAAAUCACCCAUCGUCGUCGUCUCGCCCGUCUUUCUGGGCGAACUCAAGAAACUCCCCGACGAUGUCCUCAGCUUCGCCAAGUCUGUCGACGAGUCCAUGCAGACCAAGUACACCGGCGUGGAGGCCGACGUCCCAGCCAUUCCUCACGUCGUCAAGACGGGUCUCACACCUGCCCUCGUCCGCCUCAACCCUACCAUCUCGGACGAGGUCGUCGAGUCGAUGCGCAUGGAGCUGCCGCAGACCAGCAACUGGGAAGAAGUCUGUAUCAACGACAAGCUCCUUCGCAUCGUAGCAAUGGCGUCUGGUCGUAUCUUCAUUGGGCCCGAGCUAUGUCGAGAUGAGAGGUACCUAGAUGCGUCGAUCAACUACACAAUCGAUCUCAUGACGGCCGUCCACCUCAUCAGUUUCACGCCCUCGUGGCUUCGCCCGCUCGUCGCACCGAUCCUCCCACCCGUCCGCAAGUUACAUCGGAGGAUCAAGGAGGCGGAUGCGUUCCUUCGACCCGUCGUGGCCGCGCGGAGGGAGGCGGCCAAGAGCCCAGACUACCAGGAGCCCGAUGACAUGCUCCAGUGGCUCAUGAACUCGCAGGCCAAAUUUGGAGCGAAGAAUGACAAGGAGCUGGCGAAGAAUCAGCUGGGCAUCAGCUUUGCGGCCAUUCACACAACAACUCUGACAACUCUGAAUGCAUUUUAUAACUUGGCCGCCGACCCCAGCCUGGUACCGAUGCUGCGAGAGGAUGUCCAACAGGCCCUCGCCGAGACUGAUGGGGUGUUUACCAACAUCGCCUUGCAGAACAUGAAGAAACUCGACAGUUUCUUGAAGGAGACUUUGCGAGUCUAUCCUCUGGGUGCCGCUUCAUUCCAGCGCAUGGUCCUCAAGGACUUCACCCUCUCCAAUGGCCAAGUGAUCCCAGCCGGGUGCAUCAUCGAGGUCCCCUCGGGCAUCGUCAAUGUCGACCCCGAAGUGCACGACAGCCCGGAGCAAUUCGAUGCCCUGCGCUACUACAACAUGCGCAUAGCCAAGGGCGAGCAGGACUCCGCCACCAAGACGGCCGAGGUCGUUGCGAAUUCGCAGUUUGUCAGCGUCGGGACGUCGAGCUUGACGUUUGGGUACGGACGCCACGCCUGUCCUGGGAGGUUCUUUGCCGUGAACGAGAUCAAGAUGAUCAUGGCCACGGCUCUGCUGCAUUACGACGUGAAGAAUGUGGAGGGGCAGGAGGAGAGAAUCCCCAACUGGAAGUUUGGGUCGCAGUCGAUCCCCGACAGCAAGGGGAAGAUCCUCAUGCGAAAGCUUUAGGAUCGAAGCUACUCGAGACAGAGACACGGUCAAUAAGUGAAAGACAAUAUGCAGCAUAAAAGU